Hypanus sabinus (Atlantic stingray) is the source of this 3526-nucleotide messenger RNA. RefSeq names its product cytochrome b5. Gene Ontology annotation, molecular function: heme binding. The record is from RefSeq and is a predicted model, not a curated record. Gene Ontology annotation, cellular component: intracellular membrane-bounded organelle; membrane. NCBI's taxonomy places the organism in Eukaryota, Metazoa, Chordata, Chondrichthyes, Myliobatiformes, Dasyatidae. The transcript is spliced from 5 exons. The coding region runs from base 78 to 503 and encodes 141 amino acids.
UCGUGAGAGGUCACGCAGCACCUGGAGUCGAGCCCGGUCAGUAGGGGAAGUGUAGCCGGAGUUGACUGAGCUGCAAAAUGGGGGAACAAGAUAAUAAUGUCGAUGCAAAAGCAGAGGUGAAGUAUUAUUCUAUGGAAGAAGUGAAAACUCACAACAAAAGCAAAUCUACGUGGUUGGUGAUACACGACAAGGUGUAUGAUGUCUCAAAAUUUCUAGAGGAGCAUCCUGGUGGAGAGGAGGUGCUAUUUGAACAAGCUGGAGGGGAUGCCACAGAAAGUUUUGAAGAUGUGGGACAUUCAUCUGAUGCCAGAGAGAUGCUGAAACAGUAUUUCAUUGGAGAACUUGAUUUGGCUGAUCGAAAAGACGAUUCUAAGGAUGUGUUAAUUACAACAUCUUCAAGCCAAUCUAGUUGGUGGACAAACUGGCUUAUUCCUGCAUUUGCAGCCGCUAUUGUAGGACUCAUGUAUCGUUUUUACCUUUCGGAGAACAGAACUUCAUCCUGAAGAUUUCCAUUUUAAGUUAACUAUCUGGGUGUAAUGAAGUGUUGGUGGACCAGAAACCAACUGACUGGUGCUGGUAAUGCCAGUGUGCUGAAGAUUUUACCAGUAAUUGGAUGUUAUUUAAUUACUAUCAAAACUUGUAUGAAUCUUUUUUUUCCUAUUCUAUGCAUAGAAGUAAGUGAAGUAAAUGCAGUAUGCAAUACCAGAGUUUUAUACAGAACUUACAAUAUUAACCAUAAUUCAGUUUUAAGCAUGGUUUGAACCCUGUUUCAGACUUUUCAGGAAAAUUGGUCAAUUUUAUCAAGAAAAGCAUUGAAGAAUUCAUUUAUACUGAUGUUGCAAAUAUUUACCCAUGUUGAACUCCUGAUAAGUGUUACCAUCAUGAACAUAAAUAAAUAAUUAUUGUAGUCUUCACACAAAUUAGUUUCCUCUUCCCUUGACAAAAAUCAUUUUCCUUGAACUGUCCAUCACUUCUCUAUCCUUGAGGGAUAUUAAUAAUUUUCUCAGUUUAAUAAUGAUUUUCUAAAACACUAAUUUUAUGGAGCUGAUAAUGUUACAUGAAAUGCAGCUAAAAGUCUUACAGCCUAUGCUUGUUCUCUUUGCUUUGAGGGUGACAAGUUCAACGCAAGUACAAUUUAAUGGAUAAAACUCAAACGUGGGCAGGAUAUGGUUCAAGCAGACACAGGGGAUUUGAUUAAUUUAUUCCUUGACCUGCAAGGAUAAAGUAACUGUUAUGAUUGACUUUGAUUUUUUUUUUUGGGAGGUAUACUGUUCCACAAAGUGGAAAUAAUUUUGCCUACUAUUUCUGAUUGUUUCUUAUUCCUUAAGGUGAACUUGAGUUGAGGCCAAGUGCAAGAAAUCCUGAAUUGCAAUUUGUAAUAUCUAAUAUGGUCUCUGUUCUCUUGAUCUUCUGCUCAUUGGAAUUAAAUUGGUUCCCUAUGACCAGUCUUGUACCUAAAUUCUAUACUGCUGUAAAUUAAUGUUGGUGAUUAUUUUUGCAUGUUGUAUUUCCGAUUUUGUUAAUCUUAAAUGUGAUAAAUUUGUUCUCAUUAUGUGAAUCUUAUUAGUGUGCAUGCAAUUUGUAUGUUUUUUGUAUAUUCAGACUAUAUAUCUAACUGACUAUCCUUGCAUCAAUUAUGUCUCAAAAACUGACAUUUCACAAAAAAACUUAGUUAACUCUUGCAUUACUAGUGCAAACUUUUUAAACAUUAUUACCAUACCACAGUGAUUUAGCCUAUUUUAUCUAAAUUCUUCACAAGAUGAGCUUAUGAAUAUGAUGUUUUCUACAGUUAUCCUGAAAGGCAUUUUCAGUUAUUCUUUAACUUACUAUAAUAGCUUCUGUAAUCUUGAAAUUCUAGAUUUUACUUAAUAUCAAAAUAUCCAGAUAUAAUGUAUUCAGUUGCUACCAUCUUUACUUAUGCAACAUAAGUUAUGCCUACUAUACAUAGAUGAAUGUUGAGUGGGUGCAUAUGUUUGCUAAUCACAAAAUCUUCAUUGAAAUACUUUUCAUUCCUUAGAACCAAACACAGAAUUUAUUCUCAUAUGACCACUAUGUUGAGUAAUAGAUGUAUCAAAGAAGUACUCAUCUAUCAAUAGAUUUACUUUAUAAUGUAAAAUGAUUGGUAAUAAUCAAGUUACUAAGAUUAAAUAUGAUUGAUGUUAUGUGCUUUCUUGCAUUGAGCAUGGUCUGUGAUGGUUAAGAUCAUGGUUGAUCCAUUUUUGGCAUCAGCAGCACUUUUGUGCUCACUCCCCCAUAAUGCUAGACUCCCCUGUAGUUAAAAUGUCUGCAAAUGCAUUCAAUUAUUACUUUUAGGAUCCUUCAGUGCAGAGGUUUUACAAGAAUCACAGCUCUCUGAAGAUAUUUCUCUAUCUGUCUUAAUGAAUAUAUUACCAAGUUCUAUGCACCAUUCAAAAGUAGAAAUACCUUCUUGGUAUUCGCCCUGUUAAUUCCCAUAAGAAUAUUUUGUUUCAAUAGAUUACCUUUUGUUUACCUAAACCAUAAAAAUUACUGUCAUUCUACUGUUACUGUAUUUUGUUUUUUUAUUUUUAAACCAUUAUUGUACAUCCAAGCAAAAUUUUAACAAUCUAGUUUUAUUAGUUUUGAAGAUCAAGUCAAAAACUUUAAGACAUUUACAAAAUAAUGACACCGGAUUUGGAAGAGUACUGCCAUUUGCUUUUAAACUCUAUACUAAAAAGCUAAUAUGCAAGGAAUGCCUUAUACUUAUUUUAAAAUCUGGUGCAGAAAAUAAAAUGCUCUUGUGUUCUUUAAAUUUUGUACUUUUAUUUGGACAUCUCUGAGCAUCAUUCAGUAGUUAAACACUUAGCUUUUUAAAAAUAUACAUCUGCUUUGAUCCAGAUUUACACUGACCAAUGGUGUUUGUUUAUUUUAAACGUGUUUCAAACUUCAUGCUAAACUUCCUUAAUAAGCCUACCCCCAGCAAUGUGUAAAAUCAAUUGUUAGUAGUGUUUCCUCCUAAACCACACAUGAAACGACCACAACCCACAAUUUUGUCUUUACACUUGCAUCUUUUCCUAAACGGUGAAAACAGUGGAGCCAAAUCUCUGUCAAAACAAUGAUCCAUUGAGACCUAUUAUCUCAUCAGUUAACCUUGCAAUUUAGUACAGUAAUUAAAUCUGGAUUACAGAAUUAUUUUGAAUCAACUUCUUGUAGGGUAAACUCAGGCUUUAUUGUUAAUCAUCAAAAUGAAGUUCUCCAGGCAAUAUUUGUGCUAUAUACUAUCAUAAAAAUUAGAUUAUAUUGACAGUAGUCCACUUAUAAAUUAUUUUAAAAGUUUCUGUGAACUAAUCCUAAAAAUACUGCUAGAAGUAUUUAUUGUGCUCUGACCCCAAUUUGUUACACUGUAAGUGACAGUCAGUUUAGAAGUGAUGUUUCUGUAAAUUUAAGAACUUUUCAUUUCUUGCAAUUGUAGAAAUUUUCCACAAUUAGAUCAAUUAUUUCACAACUGCUUAUACACAAUGUGCUUUCUGGAAAGAAAACUCUCAAAUAAAUAAAAUGUUUAAGUUUA